Lampris incognitus (smalleye Pacific opah) is the source of this 5432-nucleotide messenger RNA. RefSeq names its product genetic suppressor element 1-like. The record is from RefSeq and is a predicted model, not a curated record. The coding region runs from base 357 to 3851 and encodes 1164 amino acids. The transcript is spliced from 16 exons. Lineage: Eukaryota; Metazoa; Chordata; Actinopteri; Lampriformes; Lampridae.
GAGAGCAAGAGAGAGAGAGCGAGCAAGCAAGAGAGAGAGAGCAAGCAAGAGAGAGAGAGCGAGCAAGAGAGAGCGAGCGAGCAAGAGAGAGAGAGAGAGAGAGCAAGCGAGAGAGAGCGAGCAAGAGAGAGAGAGAAAGCGGGAGGCUAAAUGAGAGAAAGAGAGAGACGUAGCGACAGAUAAAGUGCGUGAGGGAGAGAGGAAACAGGAAAGAGGGAGAGAAAACUGAUUAAGUGAGUGUAACCAACGAGAGAGAUGGGGGAGCAAAUAAGAGUGUAAGCGUGAGAGAGCGAGAGAGAGAAUCAAAGAGAGGAACAGAAAGACGACAAGCAAGAGGAGCAGUGAGGAAGGAGGGUAUGAACCAUGAGUCCAAGUCUCCAUCAUUAGGAAUGAUCUCCACAGCAACCCGCACCACGGCAACCGUCAGCCCCCUCAGCCCACUGACCAAUGGGAACACAGCUGCCCAGUCUGCGAAUUCUGGAUUUGCUGCCGCCCUCCGUAAACUGGCCAAACAGGCUGAGGAGCCAAGAGGUUCCUCACUGAGCAGGGAGUCGUCUCCGGUCUCAUCUCCAGCCACCAGCCACAGCUCACCGGUCACAACCCCAAAGCGAGGCUCUUUAGGGCCCCUCCUGGGCCAGGCCAGGGGCCACGGGGUCCCCAACACCCCCCCAGUAGUCACCAUUGCCCCUACCAAGACCAGCAACGGCCUCUGGAGGGCCGGGGGACGGCAGGCUGACUCGGGUGUACAGGGGAUCAGCAGGGAGCGUGCGAGUGCCGAGACCAUCCAGGCCCAGCAGGAUAAAGGGACUCCCCCAAUUCCCUCACCUCACCCACUGGCUCACACCUUUGGCCUCACCCCCAGCACUGUCAUGCAAGACCCCAGAAUACAGAGCCUUAGCCUACCUGGGCAGAUGCAUCCCGUUGUCCCCUCGGGAGCUGUCCCAGAGGAGUACCUGAGAGGUCUCCAACGGUUUUCCACCUCGGACGACCUUCGUCUGACCUCUCUACCCCUUGGGCUGGACCCCGCUACUGCUGCUCAUGCUGCUGCCGCCGCUUACUACCACCCUGCCUACCUGCACCACCCACUUACCUUACAAAGGAUGGAGGAAUCGCUGUGUCUCUCUGCGCUACGGUCACAGUUCUACUCCAUGCCUGUAGGGGGCACAUUCCCUUCCCUCCACCCCUCUGCCCUCCACUUGCACCUGCCUGGAGCCCGCUACCCUGGGGACUUAAACCACACAGUGCUGGCAGAGAGGCUACAGAUGGAGAACGAGCUCCGCCAGCGAGAGAGAGAGCAAGAACGUGAACGAGAGAAAGAGAGGGAGCGAGAGGUGGGGCUGGAGCGGGAGAGAGCGAGGGAGGAGGAGAGAGAGAGGGAGCGGGAGAGAGAGCUGGACAGGCAGAAGGAGAGGCAGAGGGAGCGACAGCAGCAGAUGGCCCGAGCGGCGGAGAGCCAGUACCUGGCUGAGCUGCAGGCUCGGAGGGCACCACCAGAGGACAGGGCCAGGCCAGGAGAGAGGCUGACCCCAAACAGACAGGAUAAACCCAAGGAGUCAGACCACCCAGGUCUUCCAGCACCUAAGCCUCUCUCCCUGCAGCCUUGUCUCCACCCUUCCAUGGGCUCCGUCCCCCACACGCUGCCCAGCCUGGUGCCCUCUCACCUGGGGAAGCACCACGUGCCUGCCACCAGUGGGAUCCAUGCGGCACCAGCAGCUGCCAUGAUGGCUCAGAGAGCCGGCGAGGAUGUGUGGGUAGCGCGGCAGCGGAGGCAGGCGCUGGAGAGGGACGGGUCACUGGAGCUAGGCCUGAGGUCGCCAGGGAAAGGAGUGGAGCCAAGAAGAGACGGACACAGGACCAACUCAGUUCAACACAGUUCAAGUAACAGAGACCUAGCACCUCACCUCGGUGCCCCACCUCCCCUAAUCUCCCCAAGAGCUCCCCCUCACCUCCCUCCCCCUCCAACUACUCUCUGGAAUCCAGCCUCCCUCAUCGACAGCCCUACAAACUCCCACCGCAGAUUCAACCCUCCCACUCCUCCGAGCCGCCCCCCGCCAAGCCUGACCAGAGCUGACAGGACGCCCAGCUGGGGAGAGAAGCCGGAGGACAACGGCAGGAGGCGUGGAGAUGGCACAGAGAGGUGCCACUCUGCCAGGGGAUCCGGCAUGCCGGGGUCAGGGUUCUGGUGCAAAGCUGAGCAGGAGAGACCCAUUCACCACCUCUGUCACCAGCCCCUCAGCGGCAAACCCUAUCACAGGUCCCCUGUGACUUUGUCUCACCCCACUGCCUGCACCGAGUCAGGGAGGGAACGGCAGGAUCAGGCGGCCAAUAGCAUGCUGGUCUAUGACGAGGUCCUGCAGCAGCGCCGCUGGCUUCUCAGUAAGCUGGACCUGGAGGAGAAGAGAAGGAGGGAGGCCAGAGAGGGAGGUUAUUACUACGACCAGAAUGAGUCAUAUGAUGAGAGCGAUGAGGAGGAGGUCAAAGCCCAUCUGAGGAGAGUGACAGAGCAGCCUCCACUCAAAUUGGACACCUCCUCUGAGAAAGUGGAGUUCUUGCGUUUGUUUGGCCUGACAACGCUGGCCCACCGCGACGAGCUGGUGGAGCAGAAGCAGAGGAAGAGACGGAGGAUGCUGAGGGAGCGCAGCCUCUCCCCGCCAGACACGCGUGGCAAGAGGAAGGCACCCUCGCCCCCCACCCCUCAGCCCUCCCUCACCACCCCCUACACCUCUCAGGAGAUGGACAGCACCCCUGAGCUGGAGGGCAAGAAAGACUUCCUGCGCAUGUUCAGCCUCUCCCACGUCACGCCGCAGCAGAGGAGAGAUAAACUGAGGACAGAGGAGCUGCUGAGAGCAAUACAGAGGAAGACUGUGACUUUAGACACGCUCAGAUAUAACCCGUUACCUCCGUGCAGCAGUCCUCCUGCUCCCUCCCGCGGUGACUCCUCAUCAGCCCACCUACCAUGUCAGUCAAAUGGACAACAAUACCCAGAUUCCCCCAGUCCUUCCCCUCCCUACGCCCACCCCCCUAACAACCUCAAUCCAGACCCAUUCAAGCCCCCUGUUGACACCCCAGUGCCCCGCAUCCCUCCACCUUUAGCCCCCCAUCCUGAAAAGACCGGCUUCUUGGAUGGUCAACCUACCAAAAAGCUUCAGAGCCUCCAGAAUGGCACAGUCACCUCUGCGCAGAGGAAGGAGCUGGGGCAGAACGGACGGAAUCGGCCCUGGGAGAGAUUCACGCCAGAGGCCUUUGCUCAGCACUUCCACCAGUCUGUGCUGACGUCCACACACAACACACUUCAGAGCAAAGGAGUCUCAAAUUGCAUCCCUGAUGCCAAGCUGAAGGCAGACUAUUCACUGCCUCUGAACAAUUCUGCACUCAAAAGAACAAACACCAACCACAUGCAUCGGCAUACACAUGUCAACGGCCAUCACCUCCAUUCCCCUUCGUCUACGAGAGCUACGCCAGGGUCACAGAAUCACCUGUCUGAGGAAGAAGAGGAGGAGUCUGGACAGGAGGAGGAGGAAGAGGAAGAGGAGGGAGCGAUGGGGGAAGCUCCUCGGAAGUGGCAGGGAAUCGAGGCCGUCUUCGAGGCCUACCAGGAGUACAUGGAAGAAUUCUGCAUAGAGAGACAAGUUCUUCAGAGUCAGUGCAAGAGGCUUGAAGCACAAAACUACACACUCAGCAGGACUGCAGAACAGCUCUCUCUCAGUAUGGGGGAGUUGGUGAGUCAGAAGCAGAAGGUGAGAGAGGAGAGGGAGAGACUGCAGGCGCAGCUGGAGCACUUCAGGAGGUGUUUGACGCUUCCCAGCAUCUACCUGGGCAGGGGACAGGCCAACGGUCACACCCUCAGGUGACCCCUGCACUUUGGUGUCCCCCCCUGCACCGUGAGAAAGCAGUAACAGGGGCAAGAGAGACUGGAAUUAGACCUGUGUUUGUACUUAAAGCACUUGAAGCAGCCAGCCCUUGUCUCGUCAUCUUGUUGGCCAAGCAGCGCCGCUACCCGACUAGCCCAGCUUCCAUUGAUGGCCAUCCGUCUUUGCCAUGGAAACAUUAAUCCAUAGUGACCACAUAGUCUGUGUAUUCUGAUUCUCUAAUGCUCACCUCAUUGCUGUUGGAAUUUGAGCCACACUGUGUCGAUAAUAUACUAUCUUUGUCGAAAUAAUGCAAACCCCUCCUACUUAGUGCCGUUGUCGGCUUUAAGCAGCUUAAAUUGUGUCGUAUCCAUUUUGCAUAGGCUGCAUCAGUACAGUCUCAUCAGAGGUUUCACUAAGUGACUUGGCACAAACCUGCGGUCUCUGCGGACUGAAGCGGAAGGAGACUAACUUUGCAAUAGUCCCUGGGUUAACACACAGAAUGAUAAAUGAGUGAAGGAAUCAAAGUACACCUCAGGCCUUAAACUUGAUGCAUUUGAACUGGAGCUGAAGGAGGUGCUCGGCUUCCCUUUGAGCAGCAGCACAUUACAACACCCGGCAAGUGCUGGCGUUGUCAGACCCGGCGGUCUGCACUGCGGCUGUGUCCUCGGUAAUAUCAGAUGAAAAGAAGGAAACAUCUAAGAUAAUAUCUAUAAAAUAGUGAAAUGGUAUCAGUUUUGUUUGGCUCUUAUAAAUUUUCCAUUGCUUAUGUCAGUUGUGAUUUACAAAGAAUUUUGUAUGCUCUGUUGUUUUUUUGUACUGUUAGUGGGAAGCCAUAUGUUUAGUUUGAAACACUGCUGGUCAGAAUAUAACGUUAUGCGUAAGUGAGGGAUGCCAGGGAAGUGGCUCUAAACAUAUUUUAUGUUGUUUGAAAACUGUUUCGGGCGGGGUGGAGGAUGCACUGGAGGGGGAGAACAUGGGCAGUUUCAUUCCCAUUGAAUUACAACGACCAUCGACCCAACAUAACGUGGCCCCAGGUAUGCCUGUAAACGUUGGCGAUGCUUGGUGAUCUCGGUUACGGUGUUUGUACGUUACUCUGCGGCUCCUUCGUUGCUGAACAGAGGGGCGGGGAACCUCCUAUGUCUUUUUACAGGUGACGACUCUAGUAUAUGCAAGUUGAACAUGGCCUCACUAUAUAUGUGUGCUUGAGCACAUCGAGCAUCCUUAGUGGGGUUUUUAAAAGUUUGUUUUUCUCCGUCAAGCCAAUCAAAUGAAUCUCUCUAAUGGACAACAUUCAAUAUGAAAUUGUUUGCUUUGCCAGUGAAUAUGAUGCUCCCAGAGUCAUGUUCGUGGAGGCGGGAGCAAAGACAUGACGUCUGCAGCCGCUAUCCUCCACUGUCAGCAUGCAUCCCUCCUCACCGCAUCAUCUGUCCAGUCUCCUUUAUCAACAUGCUGUGAAACCAUCCCUCUUUUUCUCUCAAUCAAAUGUAAUGUAAUAUAUUAUUUCGGGUGUAAUAUUAUAAUUUACUAUUUAUUAACAUUUAUUGCUGUACAUUUUGAUGGAGAUUUUCAUUAAAAUGUUUG